GGUCCAACUGUCAAGGUCACUGCCUCACACGGCGUCAAACUCUGACUACUAAUCACAGCUCAGGUGCGUUGGACUGUUUUAUAUCAGCAGGAAAAAAACGUUAGUGCGAUAGCCGACAUAGAGCUUUAAAGCCUUUUCGGAGGUUUAUUUUUUAUUUCUUUUUUUGUAUUUCCUUGUGGUUAUUCCAAUGGGUGACUGAUGGAACAGGCGCCAUAUGGAGUAAAAGUCAGCUCUGGCACAGGUCAACAUCCAGUCAUGGCAUCAAGGAUCAUCCAGUCAUGGAUCUGAAGACAUCUGAAAAUCUACAGUGAAGGAUCACACAAUUCGACGCUAAAUAGCACAGAGUGUAAGGAUGAGAGAGAAGACAUCUGUCGGCGUCCCAAACGUACAAGCCAGAGCCAUAUUCAAAUUCUUCCUCAUGUGAAAAUCACCUCAAACCUCAGGAUGUCAACCAGUGCUGGGGAUUUGCCCAACAUCAGUGUCUCACUUCUCCAUGACAUGUUCAAUUCCUCCUCACAAUCUUCCACUCCCUCCACCACACCUCCAUCUUGCAGCAUCGAUGAGUCCUACAAGUACAUCUUCCUCCCCAUCUGUUACUCUUUCACGUUCAUCUUCAGCAUCCUACUCAACUCUGUUGUCCUCUACCGUUCCUUCCGCCAGACCAAGCGCUGGAACGCCUCUCUGAUCUACAUGGUUAACCUGGCCUCUACAGACUUCAUGUAUGGCCUGUCGCUGCCGUUCCUAGUGGCCAGUUACAUCAUGCGUGACCGUUGGAUCUUUGGGGACUUCAUGUGUCGCCUAGUCCGGUUCCUCUUCUACUUCAACCUCUACUGCUCUAUCUUUUUCCUCACCUGCAUCUCUGUCCACAGGUACCUUGGUAUCUGCCACCCGAUGAAAGUCAUCUCGCUGGAGACUAAGAAGGCCGUCAAGUGCACUUGUGUCCUGGUUUGGAUUGUGGUUUUUGCUCUGACCUGCCCCAUUUUCCGGUUUGCUCAGACUGGUCAUGUGACAAGACUGGGAGGAGUUGGCGCCACUGUAAAUAAUAGUGACAACCCAAGCUACGAGAUGUCCCUGAUUAAUGGUAAUGGAAGCCAUGGUCAUUUAGGAGGUAUCAUUGAGGAGUACCAGAACUGUUGGGAUGAUGCCAUAGAUAAGGAGUUUGCUGAUUACGUGCCCUAUGGCAUCAUACUCCAUUUGCUGGGCUUUUUUGUGCCUUUUUCCAUAAUUGCUUGGUGUUACUCUCAUGUCGUUCUGACUAUAUUUAGAACGCUGCACUCACGGCCCUCAUCUCACAGAGGUCCGAGAGGGGGUGGACAUGAGGGAUUGGAGAAAAGGGAGAAAGCAAGCUCUGCAAUUUUUGGGAAAGAAAGAAAAGGAAGCAAUGGGAUAGCAAGAGCAGUGAGAAGAGAUGAAGGGAUAUCCAUUUUCCUUGGUGCCCGCUCCCCAUAUGCCAACCGCAGACGCAAAUCCAUCAAGACCAUUAUCACCAUCACCUUCCUCUUUGCUCUGUGUUUCCUCCCCUUUCAUGUCACCAGAACCAUAUUCCUUCUGUUGAAAGUGACAAAGAGAGUCCCCUGUCAAACCAUGACCAUGGUCUCCAUGUGCUACAAGAUUACAAGGCCUUUGGCGUCAUUCAACGCAUGGCUCAACGCCCUCCUUUACUUUCUCACUAAAGACAAAGGGGGAGCCCACUGCUGCCAGACUGUGGACAGCAACACACAACAACAACAUGGCGGCCUUCUGCUGCCACUGAGGAUGAUGGGAAAAGGAGAGGAUGCAGAGGAUGGAGGGAGAGAAGAUGGGGUGGACAAUAGGGAGAAAAAAGCAUUGCACAACAGUCCGUCAUACACAAACAGAGCAAAAGUCAGAUAUAUAGUUGAUAUAGAAAAGUGACAAAACAGAAGGAAUUGUGGGUGAACUAACAGAUGCCUUUUACUGGAAAAGAAAGUAUAAUAUAAUGUAUAAUAUGAGCAUUGUAGCAGAGAUUACAAGAGAUAGUUGUGUUUUUUUGAAGUGUGGUUGUAUGAGGGAUUGGCACAUAAUCCGUGCUGACUUUGCCAUCACUGCUGCUGGAAACCAGUCUGAGACACAUUUCUCUCUCACUAAAACAUAGCUCAUAGCAGGUACACAAUAUCAGAUUUUUGCCACUUAACUAAAGACUCACCAAACAAAAGGUGACCACAGCCAUGGAAAAACCAGAAACAAGUAGGCUGAGGGGCAUUUUGAGUUAUUUACAGAUUAUGAAUGUGUGAUUUCUACGCUUUUCAUCAAUGUCUAACACUAAAUAUUUGAAGAAGAUGUGGCCAUUUGAAUGAAGGCUCUCUUCAAACUACUUUAGGGAGAAUUUUAGCUUCAAAUACCUUCUGGGAGUCAAGAGACAGAAUCAUCACAUUUACAUAGCCCAACCCGCUCCUGGUCUAACUGUCAGUGAAGCCACGCCUCUCUGUAUGUGCUACUUCUCAUCACAGAAACAGGAGCACAUAUACUAUUUUGUGAGCUACACUGCUACACAGAACAAUACAUAAAACAAUAUUAAAAAUACUUAAGAGUUAGAAGGAUCAAAGAUACAUAUACAUUUCUAAUAUCAAAUAAAAUAAAACACAUCCAAGUGGCUCUGUAUUGGUGUGGAUGGUUCAGUCUGUUACUGAAUGAGCUGAAUGAUGAUGAUGUGCUAAAUAGAGUGUUAUAGGUGUUAUAUAGUGUUAUAGAGAGUUGCUAAAUCAUUAGCAUCACAGUUAAUACUUCAUACACAAAGCUGUGUUAUUCACACAUUGUUCAAGCACAUCAGCAGAGCUGCUGCUCUGUAUACCUCUGACCAAGUAUGCUUAGCAGCGGCCCUGCACAUCAGGUUGGUUUGUUAUUCAUAUUAAUCGCAGAUGCUCACAUGCUCCCAUUACAGCUUAUAAUACGAUCAUCUGAUCAACACAAGUUUUGAUGUGCGUAACAUUUGCACUUUAAAACAAAAAUACUGAGCUAUAGCUAAUAACAAUGUAGCCACAUAACGUUCUGAAACGCAGAGUGCAUCAUUAAAAGACAGCAUCCAGCAUGAAAAAACAUUUACUAACGUAACAUAGAUUAACGACGUUAAUGAAAACUCACCCCAUAAGAAGAUAGAAGGUUAAUAAGAGGUUCGGGGUGCUUUACUUUCAUUGCUGGUGUCAUGUCGUCAUCUCAGAAGUAACUACUGUUACUUAAUACUCUUAAAGGGUUAAAGUUAUAAAACUUAAUACAAUACUUACUGUUAAUUAACUACUGUUCACCUCAAGGUGUCCAGUUAUUCUCAUGUCCUGCCACCCACUGCCACCUAUCGCCAUUCACUGCGAUUAAACAACCGUAAUUCAAAUACAAAGUUUAUCUGAAACUUCAAUUUGCAUAAUUUACUCCUCAGACCAAUGUCCAUGGAGAAAAUCUACAAUUUUACAUGACAACAGUGUUGCAUUUGUCAAUCAGUUCAAAUCUGUUAACUUUAAAAUCCUUCAUUCAGGUUUAUGUGAGUGACACAAACUUCAUGGAAGUCAAAUGAGGCAGCAGGAGACCAGCAGCUCCUGUGUACCCUACAAGCUCAAAACUAUGAUUAUAUUUAUAUGCACUUUGGUGUGGGAGAGUGAGCAAUCGACAAACUUCAGCUUCCACACAAAAAGGCGCUGUCUAAUGGGGAGAUAGAGUGUAGAUGUAGAAGUAGAUUGUAUUGGGUGAGCCUUCUGCUGAUGGCUAAAGUAAUCUGUGCAUUUGUUUGUCAGACUGGUUCCUGGCAAUGGCAGCACUGAAUAUAUGUCAGGAGGUGCAGGUGUGCAGGUAUGCUGCUAGUCAUAUUUUGAAAGUUAGCUUGUGCAACAUGACUGAAAAUGUGAUGUAAUCAUGUCGAUUUUUUGUUUUUGUUGUACAUGUUGUAUAUACAUAAUGUGUUACAUAUUUAAAAUGCUGCACUUCUGUUUAAAGUAACACAAUGUAGGAUUUGCUCUCGGGCUUCCCCACAAUUGUUAAAUGGUCUUGUUUGUUACAACUGUCAUGUCAACGAUACCGGUGAACUCUGAAGCAGGACUGUACAAACAACCAUGUGUUUAGACCAGCUACAUUAGCCUUUGUUUUAGCAUUAGCAUAUAGCAAUUUUGCUUUAUUUUUCAAGAUGUUACAAAUGAAAACAAACCAACAGCGAUUGCUCACAUGGAUUUAUCAGCACACUUUUUAGCUGUCUUCAGACAUGUUCUGAAGUCCUUACAUAUUCAUGAAGUUGAGUGUAACGGUCAGCAGAAGUAGCUGGAAACUUCCUUUGCCACCUCCCUAGUCAUAUCUUAAAUAUUAAACUUUUAAUGAGCACAUGUGAGAACACAGGAGGAAAAACUCUGUAUAAUUCACAGCCAGUGAAUUAGUUGGUGAGUGUCCAAGAUGUGUCUGACCAAGAGAAUUGCUGUACAAUGUGCGAUCACAGGUUUCUGAACAUUUAAUGUAUGAUCUGUCACCAUCUGUACAGACACAGCCUUACUGAUGAAUACAGGAGAAAGCAAUGCCGUACAAAAAAGACAUUUUGAAAUUCUUCUCACUGCAUUAUGUCACAUGGUUUUCCGAAUUGAUUAACUGUCCACAGACAUUGUUUGAGUUUAGAAAUAUCACCAAAUUGUGCUUUAUAAUGUACUUAGCAUUUGUUGACAGAUCAGUAAGUGUAAGCUUAUUUCUAAUUAGCUGGAUGAUUAUUAUUGGUGAUUAUUUUUAGUGUAUGUGCAGUAAUGUGGACACCUUUUGUUCUUGAAUUGUACUCAUAUCUUAAACUUUGUCCCCGCACUGUGGGUUCUUGGCCAUUAUUUGUUUUUUAUAAUUACUUUCCUGCUCUGUUUUUCUUUCUUUACUGAUACAUGGUUGUGUGACAGGGAAAUUCUUCUCAUGAACCCUGCAUUUUUUAUUUUAUUUUAGGUUUUGCAUUGUACAUGUUAUAAAGUUACAGAGUUUGAUGAAUGUCAUGUUGUCUUCAUUAUAAUGAUAAACUGGUGACUCAUUGUCUGCAUGACAAAUGUGUACAAACCUUGGAUUAAAGGGAUAGUUGAGAUAUGGUUGUAUGAGAUACUGACACUCAUGCAGCAUUUCAUUUACAUCGGAAGACGGAGCUGGGAGUGUUCCAGAGUAGCAGAGAAGUCAGAAAACCCAUGGAUGCAAACGUAUUCCAGGCUAGCCAUUAUUGUUAGCCACUGUUAGAAAUGCCAGUCGAUUACAACCCCCACACCAACAGCGUAGCAACAUGUCUAUGGAUAAAAAUUAAAUAGUAUGUGCGACUGAUUUACUGUGAAACAAAUACAAAAAAUAAUACAAUAAAGUGCUAUGAAUGGCAAAAGAAGCAGCUUUGGCAGUGAGGUUCAUGGCUGGUGAGGCACUGACUCAUUCAGUCAGAUUUACAAAUAAUUUAACCCUAAAAAGUUGCUUAUUCACUAUUAAAUUGGCAGCAUGCACAUUGACUACUGGUUUUGUUUCGUAUCUCAUCAGCACAACAAAAGGAUAAGAAGAAGAAGAAA
Solea solea (common sole) is the source of this 5501-nucleotide messenger RNA. RefSeq names its product P2Y purinoceptor 3. Gene Ontology annotation, molecular function: G protein-coupled receptor activity; oxysterol binding. The record is from RefSeq and is a predicted model, not a curated record. Gene Ontology annotation, cellular component: membrane. Bases 445 to 1893 code for a protein of 482 amino acids. The transcript is spliced from 2 exons. Lineage: Eukaryota; Metazoa; Chordata; Actinopteri; Pleuronectiformes; Soleidae. Gene Ontology annotation, biological process: G protein-coupled receptor signaling pathway.